AGUCGGUGGUGUCGCUGGGCCAGCCUGCCCUGCCCCAGCGUGCGAGAGGCCGCCUUCAUGUACAGCACAGCAGUGGCCGUCUUCCUGGUCAUCCUGGUGGCUGCACUGCAGGGCUCGGCUCCCCCUGAGAGCCCCUUCCUCUACCGCAUCCCCCUGGACCCUGAGGAGUCCCUGGAGCUCUCAUGGAAUGUCAGCUACCCCCAGGAGGCCAUCUUCUUCCAGCUCCUGGUGAAGCAGCUCAAGGCUGGAGUCCUGUUUGGGAUGUCCGACCGUGGCGAGCUUGAGAACGCAGACCUCGUGGUGCUCUGGACCGAUGGGGACACUGCCUAUUUUGCGGACUACCAGCUGCUGCAGGUGGAGAGGACCCCAGAAGGCCUGGCCCUGCUUUUCAAGAGGCCCUUUGGCACCUGCGACCCCAAGGAUUACCUCAUCGAGGACGGCACAGUCCACUUGGUCUACGGGAUCCUGGAGGAGCCAUUCCGGUCACUGGAGGCCAUCAACAUCUCAGGCCUGCGGACGGGGCUACAGAGGGUGCAGCUCCUGAAGCCCAAUAUCACCUUCCCGGCCACGCCCUCAGACACGUACACCAUGGAUAUCCACGCUCCCGACAUCCAGAUCCCCAACCAGGUGACCACGUACUGGUGCUACAUCCACGAGCUUCCUGAGGGCUUCCCUCGGCACCACAUUGUCAAGUACGAGCCUAUCGUCACCAAGGGCAACGAGGCCCUCGUGCACCACAUGGAAAUCUUCCAGUGCGCCCCCGAGAUGGACAACAUCCCCCACUUCAACGGGCCCUGUGACUCCAAGAUGAAACCUGACCGCCUCAACUACUGCCGCCACGUGCUGGCCGCCUGGGCCCUGGGUGCCAAGGCAUUUUACUACCCGGAGGAAGCCGGCAUUGCCUUCGGGGGCCCUGGGUCCUCCAGAUACGUCCGCCUGGAAGUUCACUACCACAACCCGCUGGUGAUAGAAGGACGGCGCGACUCCUCAGGCAUCCGCUUGUACUACACAGACAAGCUGCGGCGCUUCAAUGCGGGGAUCAUGGAGCUGGGACUGGUGUACACGCCAGUGAUGGCUAUCCCACCGCGGGAGACCGCCUUCGUCCUCACUGGCUACUGCACGGACAAGUGUACCCAGCUGGCACUGCCUCCCUCCGGGAUCCACAUCUUCGCCUCUCAGCUCCACACACACCUGACCGGGAGAAAGGUGGUCACGGUGCUGGCCCGGGACGGCCGGGAGUGGGAGAUCGUGAAUCAGGACAAUCACUACAGCCCUCACUUCCAGGAGAUCCGCAUGUUGAAGAAGAUGGUGUCGGUCCAUCGGGGAGAUGUGCUCAUCACGUCCUGCACGUACAACACGGAAGACCGGGAGCUGGCCACAGUGGGCGGCUUUGGGAUCCUGGAGGAGAUGUGUGUCAACUAUGUGCACUACUACCCCCAGACGCAGCUGGAGCUCUGCAAGAGCGCUGUGAACGCUGGCUUCCUGCAGAAGUACUUCCACCUCAUCAACAGGUUCAACAAUGAGGAGGUCUGCACCUGCCCUCAGGCGUCCGUGUCUCAGCAGUUUGACUCUGUUCCCUGGAACUCCUUCAACCGCGACGUACUGAAGGCCCUGUACGACUUCGCGCCCAUCUCCAUGCACUGCAACAAGUCCUCAGCUGUCCGCUUCCCGGGUGAAUGGAACCUGCAGCCCCUGCCCAAGGUCAUCUCCACGCUAGAAGAACCCACCCCACAGUGCCCCACCAGCCAGGGCCGAAGCCCUGCCGGCCCCACCAUUAUCAGCAUUGGUGGGGGCAAAGGCUGAGGGGGGCCUGCUCCUCCCCCUCCUCCGUGCUGUCCCUGUGGGCUCACACCGGCACUGUGCACCCUACUCUGCGAGGAUCCCCAUGGAACAGCCCUGCAUGCCCAAGAUGAAGGGGCCAGACCAUGCCCCUGCCUGAGACCUUGGUCCAAUCCAGCCUUCUUCCCCCAGGGUCCCCUGCACGGCUGAGAGGGUGUGGGUGCCCUGUUGACCUACCCCGGAACGAGUGGGUCACGACCUCGUCCAUUUAAACCGGCUUACUCAGUGCAGGGACAGCCUGCACAGGGGUCUAAGGUCCAGCCCUCCGCCAGCCCUGUUCCGCCUCACUGGGUGUGGCCAGGCUCCUGGGACAUGCGCCAUACUGGACCGGGGCGCAGAAUCACCCAGAACACCCCCGCCCCGCCCCUGCGCCGCUGCCCCCGCAGAAAGUGAUCGGUGUCGGUGUGCGGGGGGUGCGGGUGCUGCUUCAACAUUUUCCUGCGGAGUGGCUCGUGUUUCACAGUGGGCGGCUUCCCUGCGACGGAGGCAGGACCAGGCACUUAGCUAGUUAGAGACUCGCUUGGGAAAUUGCUCCAUUGCCGAGUAAAUAGAUAUUUUCGCCCACCUCAAGGGAAGCCCUGACAACAGCUAUCACCGAAAGGCGAGGCGGCGAGGAUCCACCGGGGCUUCUGGGCGCCGCUUCCACGGGGGGGCGGAGUUAUUAGCACCAGCUUGCUUCUCUGGAGGCGGGGCCGGCGCUGCACAGACCGGGGUGGAGUCAGGGCUGUGCUUCCGCCACUCAGUGGAGAGUGCCUUGGGUGGGCCACUGCACGUUCCUGACCCUCACUUUUCUCAUCUGUAAAACGGGACUGAUGCCGUGCGGGCUAAUGAGCCAAUAAAGCUCACACUUGGGCUAGCACCCACUGGAGGUGGGUAUGUUUGCACUCCGGGCCGUCACUCCAGGAGAGAGAAGCUUGCUCCGAGCCUCCUCCCUGUGCCAGGUGUGCUACCAAGUGCUUCCCCCUGAGCGUCCUGAAGCUG
This is a messenger RNA of Mandrillus leucophaeus (drill), 2820 nucleotides long. It is a transcript of the gene DBH, whose product is annotated as dopamine beta-hydroxylase (dopamine beta-monooxygenase). Gene Ontology annotation, cellular component: secretory granule membrane. Gene Ontology annotation, biological process: norepinephrine biosynthetic process; dopamine catabolic process; octopamine biosynthetic process. Lineage: Eukaryota; Metazoa; Chordata; Mammalia; Primates; Cercopithecidae. The record is from RefSeq and is a predicted model, not a curated record. The transcript has 12 exons. Gene Ontology annotation, molecular function: dopamine beta-monooxygenase activity; copper ion binding. Bases 58 to 1803 code for a protein of 581 amino acids.